CUCUAUCCGAGGCACGGGCAGCUGGAUGGAGGUCGGCGGUUUGUUUGCUGCUAGCCGGAGGGAAAGGUCGGGGGCGAAAUAAGCCACCCCUCUGAUUCCUGGAGUCCCCAGGUAAAGCCAGGAGCUGGUGACGGAUCCCAAGGCGGGAAGGCCUGGCUUCGUGAGCCAUGACCAGCAAUCUGGAUAUCUUUGUGGGGAAUACCACGCUGAUUGAUGAGGAAGUCUACCAACUCUGGCUGGACGGUUACUCAGUGAACGAUGCGGUCGCCCUGCGCUUGCGCAGCGGCAUCCUGGAGCAGACGGGCGCCACGGUGGACGUCCUGCAGAGCGACACCAUGGACCACUACCGCACCUUCUACAUGCUGGAGCGCCUCCUCCACUCGCCCCCGAAGCUGCUCAACCAGCUGCUCUUCCAGAUCCUGCCCUGCCGCCAGACCUUGCUGAUCGAGAGAUACUACACCUUUGACGAGGCUUUUGUGCGGGAGGUGCUGGGGAAGAAACUCUCCAAGGGCACCAAGAAAGACUUGGACGACAUCAGCGUCAAAACGGGGGUGACCCUCAAAAGCUGCCGCCGGCAGUUUGACAAUUUCAAGCGCGUCUUCAAGGCCGUUGAAGAGCUCCGGGGAUCUCUGGUAGAAAACAUCCAGCAGCACUUCCUGCUCUCAGACCGGCUAGCCAGGGAUUACGCUGCCAUUGUGUUCUUUGCCAACAGCCGUUUUGAGACGGGUAAAAAGAAACUGCAGUAUUUGACCUUUGAAGAUUUUGCGUACUGUGCGGAGCAGAUGAUUCAGAACUGGACUUUGGGAGCAGUGGAUAGCAAUGUGGACGAUAUGGAUGUCGAUCUGGACAAGGAAUUCCUGCAGGGCCUGAAAGAGCUAAAGAUCUUGAUGACAGACAAAGACUUGCUGGACCUCCACAAGAGUCUGGUGUGUACGUCCCUGCGAGGAAAGAUUUCCGUCUACAACGAAAUGGAAGCCAAUUUCAAGAACUUCUCUCGGGCAAUGAUCAACAUUGCUUCAAAGCUGACUCACAGCAAAGAUGUCCGGGACUUUUUCGUCGACCUGGUGGAAAAGUUUGUGGAGCCCUUUCGGUCGGAUAAAUGGAGCACCAACGACGUCCGCCUCUUCCUGACACAAUACACGGCUUGUGCUCACACACUGGAGGCAUUCAGGCACCAAGCGCUCUGGGAGAGAUACACGGGAACGCUGAAGGCUUGUCUCCUGAAGAUGUACCACGACUGAGCCCACCGGUUGUGGUUUGUCUUUUCAAACGCCCGGCUUUAAUUCUCCUUGGGGAGAAACGAGUUCCUUGCGAAGCAAAGACAGGACUAAGAAAGGAUGGCAUCCCUUUGUCAGUGGGAGUCUUUGCCGGUCCCUCUCGCUGGCUGCGCACACACAUCCCCUAAGCCGAAUCUCACCCCUUUUCCCCUCUCCCUCCCAGCCUUUGUUUUUAAGAAAUAAAGCGUUUCUGUCACAACAGCC
Molecule: messenger RNA, 1481 nt
Organism: Varanus komodoensis (Komodo dragon)
Lineage: Eukaryota; Metazoa; Chordata; Lepidosauria; Squamata; Varanidae
Gene: FIBP
Product: FGF1 intracellular binding protein
Exons: 11
Coding region: 168-1241 (357 amino acids)
Biological process (GO): platelet aggregation
Cellular component (GO): nucleus
Molecular function (GO): fibroblast growth factor binding
Source: RefSeq, a predicted model, not a curated record